UCCCUUUUCCUAUUGGACGUAAAAUCCUUACAAGGCAAGCCUAUCGAAGAUGGUCGAUGGCGUGCUUGGUGUCCCUACUCCACAGUACCCCAAACAGGGGCUUGAAAGUGAGUAUUAACUCGAACGCCAAAUCCCAUUAUCGGAAGGCCCUUUGCGACGGGGAAAUACCUAUAAGAUUCAAGUAGCCGUGCUUCCGUAGAGCUGAGUAAAGCCUCAUCCAUUUAUUCCUCGCUCACUUGUUUGUUUCCCUGAUACGCAAAACCUUUGAUUAUACUAGACCGUAACCCAGGCCAGUCGCAAUGGCAGAGGAAUUGAGCAAAAACUUCGAGACUCUGCAGCUCCAUGCGGGCCAGCAGAUAGAUCCAGCUACCAAUGCGCGCGCCGUUCCUAUAUAUGCCUCUACCAGCUUCGCGUUCAAUGACUCGGCACACGGUGCUAGACUGUUCUCUCUCAAGGAGAAUGGCAACAUCUACAGUCGUAUUAUGAACCCGACGACUGAUGUCUUCGAGAAACGAAUUGCCGCCCUAGAAGGUGGUGCUGCAGGUCUGGCAACUGCGUCUGGCCAAGCUGCUCAAUUCAUUGCCAUCUCUGCUCUCGCAGAAGUUGGCGACAACAUUAUUUCAACGAGCAACCUUUACGGUGGCACUUAUAACCAGCUCAAGGUUCUCCUGCCGCGGUUCGGGAUUCAUACCAAGUUCAUCAAGGGUGAUAAACCCGAGGACUUUGCAGCAGCCAUCGAUGACAGGACCAAAGCCGUAUACCUCGAGAGCAUUGGCAACCCGCGAUAUAACGUGCCGGACUUUGAAGCCAUUGCUAAAAUUGCACACGCAAAGGGUGUUCCUGUCGUGGUCGAUAACACAUUCGGAGCGGGCGGCUACUUCGUCAGGCCCAUCGACCACGGAGCGGACAUCGUAGUACACUCUGCGACCAAAUGGAUCGGUGGUCACGGAACGACAAUUGCUGGUGUUAUCGUCGACAGUGGAAAAUUCAAAUGGGGCGAAAACGCCGCCCGGUUUCCCCAAUUUGUUAAGCCGUCAGCAGGUUACCACGGUUUGAAUUUCUGGGAGACCUUCGGUACCCUUGCAUUUAUCAUUCGUGCGAGAGUCGAGAUUCUACGUGAUCUUGGCGCUUCUUUGAACCCUUUCGCGGCGCAACAACUCCUUCUUGGUCUCGAGACGCUUAGCUUGAGAGCCGAGAGGCAUGCGCAGAACGCCCUUGCGCUUGCAAAGUGGCUACAGGCUAGCCCGUACGUGAGCUGGGUGUCGUAUCUCGGACUAGAAGAUCAUCCCAGCCACGAAUUGGCUAAGAAAUAUCUGAAGAGGGGAUAUGGUGGUGUUUUGAGCUUUGGCGUCAAGGGCGGUGGUGCGGCUGGUAGCCAGAUCGUUGACGGGUUCAAGCUGAUCUCCAACCUGGCCAACGUAGGUGACUCCAAGACAUUGGCUAUUCACCCGUGGACCACGACGCAUGAGCAAUUAUCAGACGAAGAGAAGAUCGACUCUGGCGUAACCGAGGAUCUGAUCCGUAUUUCCGUUGGUACGGAACACAUUGACGACAUCAUUGCUGACUUCGAGCAAUCUUUCAAGAAAGCUGCCGCUGCGACCACCGAUGGGCAGGGAAGCUCAGGAGCGGAUAAGAAGGAAGAAGCGGCACCAACAGUGGUCUAAGAAUUCCCAUCCCUUGAUAUGCAUUUUUAUGCAUAUGAUUAUACCCGUAGCAAUGUAGUUAGUCCCCUAAGACUCACGCCUUAUCUGAUUUGAGAUCCAUCAACCCCUUGCUUUAAUAAUUGAAAGCUAGAGAAACGUACAACAAGCCUAAUCCAAUAAGAACACUAUAAUUCUACAGACUUUGCAAUGUGCAAAAUACCUACUUACCUAUAUAGUAGGUAGAAAUAGGUUGAGAUAAUUACAUAAUUUAUACACUUCAAGAUUCUACCUAUUUGAAGCCAACAUAACACAUCCUGGGACGUGCCUUCCAGCUGCAUAGCUGAUGCCAAGACCAAUCGCUAGCUGGUCCCACAUAAUUAUUGCAUA
Messenger RNA from Annulohypoxylon truncatum, 2030 nucleotides. Its product is annotated as O-acetylhomoserine ami. Lineage: Eukaryota; Fungi; Ascomycota; Sordariomycetes; Xylariales; Hypoxylaceae. Gene Ontology annotation, biological process: transsulfuration. The record is from RefSeq and is a predicted model, not a curated record. The coding region runs from base 300 to 1664 and encodes 454 amino acids. Gene Ontology annotation, molecular function: transferase activity, transferring alkyl or aryl (other than methyl) groups; pyridoxal phosphate binding. The transcript is spliced from 6 exons.